UAUUAUUGCUACCUUAGCAAUAUUUUUAGGAUUCCGUCGGAGAGAUAUCAUCUUCGUUGAGCAAUGAUUAAUCUCAAGUUAUUCGAACAUUGAUUAAUAUAAAUCAUAAGGAAUUAAUGUGAACGGAAUCCUCAUUCACAUAAGUAGUCAAACUUGACAUAAUUUUUCUUCUGAUCAUCAUUUUUUUACACACACGUAUAGGGAUGAAAUACUAAUGCGUUCACACUAAUGAAGUAUUGGUGCCUAUUAAUAGGAAUGUCAAAUUCUAUGGUUCAAUACUUUCUGCUUAGAGCUGCUAGUAAACACUUCAAGUUACGUACGUGUUUGUGCCAGUACAUAUACUCAUCAAGAAGUAUCAGUUUUUGAAACAACUACCUAUUCGAUAAAGUCAUCAGUUCAUUAUGUCGAAACUUGUAGAUGACAUUUACCCAACGGACGAGGCGUCAUCCGCUGAAGAGCCGGAAAAAAAACCGCUCGAAAAAAAGAGCACGAAGAAGAGAUCUUAUCGCUCAGAGCCGUCGAGCAGUGGCGUACGCACCGGCGCCGGCGGCGGCGCCAGCGCUCGCUCCGACCGGGACACUAAGCGGGCUAAGACCGAGAACAGGAGCACCGCGGCGGCUCUCUUUGGCUCUGAUAGUGAAGAUGAUCACUCUACAUCUCUUGAUAACGAAAUUGGUAAAAAAGUACCCCCUUUAACUUCUUAUGUAAUGAGACGCGUUACGAAUGGAUAUUCGCGCCAAGCUAAUGCAUUAAAACCGGGGACACAUUUCAUUGAGUUAAAAAUAUACAAAUGUGAUGAAAUAGAAAAUGUGUCGCCUAUGAAUAGGUGGCGUCACGCGAUUGUUACCGUAAAGAAUAGAUCAGAUAUUGAUACCGAAAGUUGGCGUCACUUAUCUGCUUAUUUGAGUGCCAUUCGUAAAGAAUUUAAAAACUGCCCCUCUAUGAUUAUUAAUUCUUAUAAUUAAUUCAAUAAAUAGCUGUGUAGUGUAACUUUGCUUAAAACUACGCACAUUAUAUAACUAUUAUACUAUAUAACCAGUUUUAUGAUUUAUAAAAUAAAACUAUGUAUUCGUUAGAUAUAAGAGAUAUAGUUUAAGGUUUCUUUUGAACCCAUUACAUUUAGAUAAAUAUUAUUGUAUAAACAUCUACCUAUAAUCAUACAUAAUAAUAUAUUAUCCUUCUUGUUAAUAAUAUAAAUAAUAAAAUAUUCUUAUACCUCUAACUUUUAAUUGUUCACAGUUACCCUACGUCAUGAGGAUGAACCCGAUAAAAUUAAUUUUAUGUUAUGUGAGAAAUGCAAUUUAAGAAUAUUAAAACAAAAAUUCAAGAAUCAUACCAGAUCUAAUUUACAUAAGUCGAACUGUCUAUUGAGUACUGAAUUUGAAAGUAUUAAAAUAAUUGCCACUGCAUUUAAGAAUAGAAUAGUUACAUACAGACUAAGUCCAGUACAGGAAGACGAGCACCUCACACCAGAGGCGUUCCUGUGCUAUUAUAAGAAUGAUAUAAAUAGAAUUAUUGAACUGUCGUUAGCAAAACAUAAGUGUAUCAAAGUAAAUUUUGAGCUAUUUGCUUAUUUCAUUUUACCCAAGUCAGAUGAACAACAGCUUAAAUCAUUUAAUACCAAAUUUGAAAUUGUAUGCAGUAGUACAGAUAUAAACUGUAUAAUUAUUAAAAUAAUAAAUAUUUUGGUAGAAAAAAUGAUUGCAUUUGAACACUGCGAGUCCGGUUGGUCAUUUUUUAAAGUAAAUCAUUUAGAAAUUAAUAUAAAUAAAUAUUCACCUAUGAGAGGAGGUAGUUAUUUAGAAUUACCUUCAGUUAUAAAAAAUACUAAAAGUUGCAUAAACAUUAAAAACAAUGAUAAAUACUGUUUGUUAUGGAGCAUUGUAGCUUCGCUGUAUCCUGCUAGAAGUAACGUCUGUAGAACUGCAUCCUAUCCUCAUUUUUCAGAAGUUCUCAAUAUUGAAGGGAUCGCAUUUCCGCCCACUAUUAAUGAUUUGAAACUUUUAGAGAAACAAAAUCCUGAUAUAAGUAUCAAUGUUUAUGGUCUGGAUAAAAAAUGUAAUGUUACUGGGCCUCUAUAUUUGAGUAGUUUAAAGAAAGUUAAUCAUAUAAAUUUAUUAUACAUAGAAAAAGAAGAAAAGGGUCAUUACUGUCUUAUUAAAGAUCUCCCACGAUUAGUAAGACGUCAAAUCACUAAACAUAAUGGAAAACUAGAGUUUUGUGAUUCAUGUUUACAGUUUUUUUCAAGUAAGACUCGAUAUAAUUCGCAUAAAUGUUCUGAAAUUUUAGCAAUAUUACCAGGUGAAAAUAGUAAAUUAAAGUUUAAGCACUAUGAAAGAAAAUUAAAAAUUAAUUUUAUAGUAUACGCAGAUUUUGAAAGCAUAUUGUUAGAUUGUGAUACGAAAUCAAGUGAUAAUAAUACAACUAACAUAAAAUUGCAUCAACCGUCAUCUUUUGGCUAUUAUGUUUGCUGUUCUCAUGAUUCCAGCUUGAAUAAAUAUGUUUGGCAUAGGGGUCCAGACUGUAUUGAAAUAUUUAUAAAAAACUUAAUUAGAGAUGUGAAACGAAUCUGUAGGAUAUUAUCAAUUAAAAAGUCUUUGUCUUUAUUAUCUGAAAACCAAAGAAACAACUAUGAUAUGGCCAAUAUAUGUCAUAUCUGCGAACAGCCUUUAUUGGGAGAUAAAGUUCUUGAUCACGAUCAUAUUACUGGUGAGUAUCGCGGCGCAGCGCAUACUCAUUGUAAUUUAACUUACAAAGUAUGUCCAUUCAUUCCAGUAGUGUUUCACAAUUUAUCGGGAUAUGAUAGUCAUAUUUUUAUAAAAGAAUUAACUAACUAUGAGGGUGACAUCAAGGUAAUACCUAAAUCGAAAGAAAAAUAUAUGUCGAUAACGAAAAACAUUUAUUAUGAAAAAUUGUCUCGCCACAUACAAAUAAAAUUUAUAGAUUCAUUUCAAUUUUUAAGUUGUAGUUUAGAUACAUUAUCAAAAUCUUUAACAAAAGAAGAAAAUAUACAUCUUGCCAGCGAAUUCAGAGAUUAUGAUCAAUUCGUUUUACUGAGAGAAAAGGGUGUCUUUCCUUACGAGUACAUUGAUUCGUGGGCUAAAUAUGAUGUGAAGGAGCUUCCACCUAAAUAUACAUUUUUUAAUAGUUUAACAUCGGAGCAUAUAACAGAUGCUGAAUACCAACGUGCACAAAAAAUUUGGGAUGCUUUUAAGAUUGAUUCUCUUGGUAGAUAUAAUGACUUAUAUUUAAAGAGUGAUGUAUUAUUACUUUGUGAUAUAUUUGAAAAAUUUAGACAAAUGUGCUUGAAAUAUUACAAAUUAGACCCAGCUCAUUAUGUAUCUUCACCUGGUUUAAGUUGGGAUGCUAUGCUUUUAUACACAGGAGUUCAAUUAGAUUUGAUUUCUGAUUUGGAAAUAUAUGAAUUAUUAGAAAAUGGAAUACGUGGCGGUUUGGCUCAAUGUUCACUUCGAUAUGCUAAAUCUAAAGGCUGAUUUACAUUGAGUCAGUAACUGACGU
This is a messenger RNA of Helicoverpa zea (corn earworm), 3519 nucleotides long. RefSeq lists its product as uncharacterized. The coding region runs from base 1281 to 3494 and encodes 737 amino acids. The transcript is spliced from 2 exons. The record is from RefSeq and is a predicted model, not a curated record. Gene Ontology annotation, molecular function: nucleic acid binding. Lineage: Eukaryota; Metazoa; Arthropoda; Insecta; Lepidoptera; Noctuidae.